Messenger RNA from Mycetomoellerius zeteki, 369 nucleotides. RefSeq lists its product as uncharacterized. The record is from RefSeq and is a predicted model, not a curated record. Lineage: Eukaryota; Metazoa; Arthropoda; Insecta; Hymenoptera; Formicidae. Bases 1 to 369 code for a protein of 122 amino acids. The transcript has 4 exons.
AUGUUGUAUGAUCUGACGAGUUCGAUAUUAGGACAACUCACUAAGAGAAAAGGACUCGUAAAUUUUACAGAAGUGGUAGAUGAAUGGUUUACAAUCAUUGCAGAAAUGCCAACAAUUACAACAAUUUUCGAAAUAAAAGAUCAGUGCUCGGCACUAGAUGCACAUUUCGGGUUGAUUCCGGCGAGCGACCCCCACUACCACUCGAGUCUCAGCGGCCGAGCCGUCGACCGCUCACUGAUGCGAAUUCCGGGCCGCUUGCAGCACGCGAUCAGCGCCACCGGUCGGCGGCCUGGUGCAACCGAUGGCAACACAAGCACGAGCCCGUGUCCGUGUGACUUGGUAGUUGGAAGCGUGCCGACUAUACUCUGA